This is a messenger RNA of Seriola aureovittata, 4869 nucleotides long. Its product is annotated as NACHT, LRR and PYD domains-containing protein 3. The record is from RefSeq and is a predicted model, not a curated record. The transcript has 18 exons. Gene Ontology annotation, molecular function: protein binding. The coding region runs from base 231 to 4397 and encodes 1388 amino acids. NCBI's taxonomy places the organism in Eukaryota, Metazoa, Chordata, Actinopteri, Carangiformes, Carangidae.
GAGGAGGAGAAGAAGAAGUUGUCUCCGGUGGAUGAGGUGAAGGUCGGAGUUGUUCAGGACUCUGAGACGUGAUGUGCAGUGUGAGGACGCCCCCUGCUGGAGGAAUAACACGAGUCAUUCUAUACAGGAUGUACUAAAUACUCAUCAUCAGCAGAUAAGGGUCGAAAGUCUCUGGGAGCUGAUGUGGAUGUGAAUUCAGCAGCAUCUGGCAAGCAGGUGGGGGCUCUACUAUGAAUCGGUAUGGAAACAGAGAGUGGGGAUUCCCUCCCUUUAAAACCACUCUAUGGGGAGAACGUGAAAGCCACACCAGAGCUCAGAGGCUUUAUCAGAGACAGCACAAUCCUGAACCGGCCUCUAGGUCCAUGAGAAGUUACCAGUCUAUGGAGAAUCUUAUGUCCUUCAAAUAUCAACAACACUCUGUUAAUCAAAGGCUUUAUCAGAGACAGCACAAUCCUGAACCGGCCUCUAGGUCCAUGAGAAGUUACCAGUCUAUGGAGAAUCUUAUGUCCUUCAAAUAUCAACAACACUCUGUUUAUCAAAGGCUUUAUCAGAGACAGCACAAUCCUGAACCGGCCUCUAGGUCCAUGAGAAGUUACCAGUCUAUGGAGAAUCUUAUGUCCUUCAAAUAUCAACAACACUCUGUUUAUCAAAGGCCUUAUCAGAGACAGCACAAUCCUGAACCGCACUGUUUGUCCAUGAGGAGUGACCGGUCUGUUGGUCGUCUUCUGUCCUUCAAAGACCAACAACCCUCUGUUAAUCAAAGGCCUUAUCAGAAACAGCACAAUCCUGAACCGGACUGUGUGUCCAUGAGGAGUGACCGGUCUAUUGGUGGUCUUCUGUCCUUCAAAGACCAACAACCCUCUGUUAAUCAAAGGUCUUAUCAGAAACAGCACAAUCCUGAACCAGACUGUGUGUCCAUGAGGAGUGACCGGUCUAUUGGUCGUCUUCUGUCCUUCAAAGACCAACAACCCUCUGUUAAUCAAAGAGUGGACCAGGAGAGCUCAGAGGUUCCCAGUGCUCAGUCUGCCCAGCGGCAUAAAACACAGCAGGACUCCAUAUUUAUGCUGCUGGAGGAGAACGUGGUAACUUUUGUGAAGGACGAGCUGAAGAAGAUUCAAAAGUUUCUGAAUUUAGAUUACCCAGAAUACUUAGAGGAUGAGAAGGUGUUGGACGGUGAAGAUGAAGAGCAGAGGAGGAGCAGCAGAGAAUCAUUUCUGAAGAUCACAUUGAACUUCCUGAGGAGAAUGAAGCAGGAGAAGAUGGCUGACUGUCUGCAGAGCAGACAUAUUGCUGCUGUUUGUCAACGAAAACUCAAAUCUAACCUGAAGAAGAAGUUCCAGUGUGUAUUUGAGGGGAUCGCUAAAGCAGGAAACCCAACCCUUCUGAACCAGAUCUACACAGAGCUCUACAUCACAGAGGGAGGGACUGGAGAGGUCAAUGAUGAACAUGAGGUCAGACAGAUUGAAACAGCAUCCAGGAAACCAUUCAGACCAGAAACAACCAUCAGACAAGAAGACAUCUUUAAAGCCUCACCUGGAAGAGACGGACCAAUCAGAAGAGUGAUGACAAAGGGAGUGGCUGGCAUUGGGAAAACAGUCUUAACACAGAAGUUCACUCUGGACUGGGCUGAAGACAAAGCCAACCAGGACAUACAGUUCACAUUUCCAUUCACCUUCAGAGAGCUGAAUGUGCUGAAAGAGAGAAAGUUCAGCUUGGUGGAACUUGUUCAUCACUUCUUUACUGAAACCAAAGAAGCAGGAAUCUGCAGGUUUGAUCAGUUCCAGGUCGUGUUCAUCUUUGACGGUCUGGACGAGUGUCGACUUCCUCUGGACUUCCACAACACUGAGAGCCUGACUGAUGUUACAGAGUCCACCUCAGUGGACGUGCUGCUGACAAACCUCAUCAGGGGGAAACUGCUUCCCUCUGCUCGCCUCUGGAUAACCACACGACCUGCAGCAGCCAAUCAGAUCCCUCCUGAGUGUGUUGACGUGGUGACAGAGGUCAGAGGGUUCACUGACCCACAGAAGGAGGAAUACUUCAGGAAGAGGUUCAGAGAUGAGGAGCAGGCCAGCAGGAUCAUCUCCCACAUCAAGACAACACGAAGCCUCCACAUCAUGUGCCACAUCCCAGUCUUCUGCUGGAUCACUGCUACAGUUCUGGAGGAGGUGUUGAAAACCAGAAGGAGAGGAGAGCUGCCCAAGACCCUGACUGAGAUGUACAUCCACUUCCUGGUGGUUCAGCUAAAACUGAAGAAGGUCAAGUAUGAUGGAGGAGCUGAGACCGAUCCACACUGGAGUCCAGAGAGCAGGAAGAUGAUUGAGUCUCUGGGAAAACUGGCUUUUGAGCAGCUGCAGAAAGGAAACCUGAUCUUCUAUGAAUCAGACCUGACAGAGUGUGGCAUCGAUAUCAGAGCAGCCUCAGUGUACUCAGGAGUGUUCACACAGAUCUUUAAAGAGGAGAGAGGCCUGUACCAGGACAAGGUGUUCUGCUUCGUCCAUCUGAGUGUUCAGGAGUUUCUGGCUGCUCUUCAUGUCCAUCUGACCUUCAUCAAGUCUGGAGUCAAUCUGAUGUCAGGAGAAGAAUCAACCUCCCAGAAGUCUGAAAGAAGAGAGGAAGAGGAAGAUGAAGUAGAUAAAUCUGCAGAGACACAUUUCUACCAGAGAGCUGUGGACAAGGCCUUACAGAGUCCAAAUGGACACCUGGACUUGUUCCUCCGCUUCCUACUGGGCCUUUCACUGCAGACCAAUCAGAAAUGCCUACAAGGUCCGCUGACACUGACAGGAAGUAGCUCACAGACCAAUCAGGAAACAGUCAGGUAUGUUCAGAUGAAAAUUGAGACAAAUCUGUCUGCAGAGAAGAGCAUCAACCUGUUCCACUGUCUGAAUGAACUGGAUGAUCGUUCUCUAGUGGAGGAGAUCCAACAGUCCCUGAGAUCAGGACGUCUCUCCACAGAUAAACUGUCUCCUGCUGAAUGGUCAGCUCUGGUCUUCAUCUUACUGUCCUCAGAAGAAGAUCUGGACGUGUUUGACCUGAAGAAAUACUCUGCUUCAGAGGAGGCUCUUCUGAUGCUGCUGCCAGUGGUCAAAGCCUCCAGGAAAGCUCUACUGAGGGGCUGCAGCCUUUCAUGGAGAAGCUGUGGAGCUCUCUCCUCAGUCCUCAGCUCCCAGUCCUCUAGUCUGAGAAACCUGGACCUGAGUAACAACAAACUGCAGGAUUCAGGAGUGAAGCUGCUGUCAACUGGACUGCAGAGUCCAGACUGUACACUAAAAACUCUCAGACUGAGUGACUGUAACCUCUCAGAUACAAGUCUUGAAGCUAUUUCGUCAGUCCUCAGCUGCCAGUUGUCUAGUCUGAGAAACCUGGACCUGAGUAACAACAACCUGCAGGAUUCAGGAGUGAAGCUGCUGUCAACUGGACUGCAGAGUCCAAACUGUACACUGGAAAUUCUCAGUCUAUCAGGCUGUAUGAUCAAAGAGAGAGGCUUUACUUCUCUGGCCUCAGCACUGACCUUUAACCCCUCCCAUCUGAGAGAGCUGGACCUGAGCUACAAUCAUCCAGGAGUCUCAGGAGUGAAGCUUCUUGCUGCUGGACUGGAGGAUCCACACUGGAGACUGGAGACUCUCAGGGUGGAGCAUUGUGGAGUCCAAUGCAUGAGACCAGGUCUGAAGAAGUAUUCCUGUGAAGUCACACUCGACACAAACACAGUACAUACAAACAUCAAACUGUCUGACAACAACAGGACAGUGACACGUGUUGAGGAGGAUCAGUCAUAUCCUGAUCAUCCAGACAGAUUUGACUUCUGGCCUCAGCUGCUGUGUAGAACUGGUCUGACUGGUCGCUGCUACUGGGAGGUCGAGUGUAGAGGUGAUGUUGAAAUUUCAGUGAGUUACAGAGGAAUCAGAAGGAGAGGAAACAGUGAAGACUGUGUGUUUGGAAAGAACGAUCAGUCCUGGAGUCUGUUCUGCUCUCAUGAUGGUUACUCUGUCUGUCACAAUAACAGAGAAACAUCCAUCUGCUCCUCCCCCCAAUCCUCCUUGCGAUUACGCUCCUCCAAUCUACGUUCAUCCACCCGAUUCCUCACCCUCCCUGACCAAUUGCUUUUCUCCUCCUGCAAAUCCAAUUCUUCCACAAAGCCCCCUUCCCAAGUCAGUUCCCCCUACUCCUCCUCCUCCAUCAAUUCCCCCUCCACAUUACUCUCCUCCUCCUCCUCCUCCUCUUCCUCUGUCUCUAACAGAGUAGCAGUGUAUGUGGACUGUCCUGCUGGCUCUCUCUCCUUCUACAGAGUCUCCUCUGACUCACUGAUCCACCUCCACACCUUCAACACCACAUUCACUGAACCUCUGUAUCCCGGGUUUGGGUUCUGGCCUGACUCCUCAGUGACUCUGUGUUCUCUGUAGUAGACAGAACCUCCACCUGUAAGAGAAACCCGCUGCUGACCAGAUAUUUCACUUUGUUCAGAUCGUUAUUUAGCACCAACCAGGGUUGCUUUCUUCAGAAUGAAUCCAGACCAACAUCCUGUUUUCAGGUGAAAAUCAUGUUUAUUUUCAAGUUAAUUUGUUUUUUUAAACUUAAAUUGUUGAUCCUCAAUGACGUUAUCUUGAAUAACUGCGCUCUUGUUUUCUGCUUGGCUGAGUGGUGGUCAUGUGAUUUCAUCUGUGUUGUGUUAGGAACCCUCCCAGAAUGCACUGGGGCAAAAAGAAUGUAUGUAUAAAAGUAUCAUUUUAUACGUGUUCCUGAAUUCCAACAUUGAAUUUUUUGCAUUCCAAUGUGACCUAUGUUUCCAAACUUUCACUUUUAAAUAUCAGAUAUUACCAGUGGAUGUGAUGUGUGUCUUUAAAUUUAAAAUAAAAUAACGCAUACUAAAUUAAA